Molecule: messenger RNA, 833 nt
Organism: Guillardia theta CCMP2712
Lineage: Eukaryota; Cryptophyceae; Pyrenomonadales; Geminigeraceae
Exons: 1
Coding region: 394-573 (59 amino acids)
Source: RefSeq, a predicted model, not a curated record
AGGUUCAAGUCACUUCAUUUAAAUUUAAAUGUCUGCAACAGAGGAACUCAGUGAUCUUACAGGAAAGGAGGUCAUGAUCGUUCCGACGGCAUUGGGGAGCCCAAACAAUCGAAAGUCCUCUCACCUUGUGAGGUCUCCGCUCCAGUCGACAGGUUGGCAGGUGGUGACAACGGGACACAGGCGAGCAAAAUGGCAGCCCGCGGCAUUGAGAUGACUCCCGUGUCGCCAGGUGUAUGAUAGGAGGCAAGUGAUCAUGGAGCAAGCAAGGCAGCUCCUGUCGCUCCUCUCCUCUCAACGUGCGGGGUAUCGAGAUCAGCUGCAAGACACAUUUGUGGAGGAGAACGCACAUCGCAUGAGGCUCGACUUGUCGCAGCUUGUAGGCCGGAACCCGCCAUGUCGACCUGCCGCUCACGUGCGCUUGCCAGAUGCAAAGUGACAGACUCCCAGCCCAACCUGCAAGUUCCUCGCAACCAGCGAAGCGCGACGCCCAACCAUCGUAAGCGAUUCACCGCUCCAAUAACUCUGACAUGUCGAUGUUUAAGGCCUUCGAAGGCUCGCGAUCAGACCUGGUGAGUUGCUCUAUGGGUGGGGGUGGAUUCUUGCCAAUCGCUUGAUGCUUCAGGAGGGACGAGGGCGGGAUACAGUAUUACUCCAACACCAUCCGUCAGAUCAAGGAGAGGAUAUCGAAGCAAGGCAGUCAGAUUGUAGAUGAAGGUCUAAACAACCAGGUGUUAAUCUAAAACGUCAAUAAUGGGCAACUCUCUUGCGACUGAUCGCAUCACUAUAUCUCUUUAGCAAUGUGCCUUCUUCCUUUCAUCUCCUUUGCCUGCCGU